Amyelois transitella is the source of this 1081-nucleotide messenger RNA. RefSeq lists its product as uncharacterized. Lineage: Eukaryota; Metazoa; Arthropoda; Insecta; Lepidoptera; Pyralidae. The transcript has a single exon. The coding region runs from base 53 to 1081 and encodes 342 amino acids. The record is from RefSeq and is a predicted model, not a curated record.
UAAUGUCUAGAAUAAUUGUAAUUAAACACAUAAUGAAGACAACUCAAUCCACAUGAUGAGUUUAUUUGUGGAUUUGAGGCAAAUAAAAACAUCAGUAACGAACCUGUCGGAAAUGGUUGACAAGUUAUCCUCUUCAGUUAAAAAGGAUUCGAUACAAGAAGAUAUUUCUAAGACACCAGAGCCAAUGGCCUGCGGAAACCCAAUGUCUUCAAUAUUUAAACCGACGAGCUUGGGGUUCGGAGUUAGAUUUUCUAGUCAAGAGGACAUAUAUAAGGACAUGCCAUCUUCUAGAUUACGAAGUCAUAUGUCACUUCCUAACUUAGGAAAACCUGAUGGUGUCUUUGACAGACCAUCUACGUUGCGAUUUGGGGACCGGCCUAAGAUAGUUGAGAUCGACGACGAACGGGGAAGCAAGCCAACGAUACAGAUCUCCUCGGAAGAUCUCAGCGACUGGAUUGUCGCCUCGAUAAACAGACGUCCACACUUUGAUGAUAAUGGUGAUACGCAUCCGAUGGACUUUUUAGAAAAUGUUAAAUAUUUUAUCGACGAACUGAAAAUGGUCCCAGAAAAACAGUUGCCAUUUAUCAUAUCUUGCCUCGAUGGAAUACCUCUGAUGUGGGCUCGAUGUUUUAGAAGUGAAUUUAAAGACGUCGAUAGUUUUUACAGUACAUUCGAACAGGAAUUCUGGGGUCCAGAUAGACAGAAGUCGGUGCUGUACGACAUGAAAUUGGGAAAAUAUGACGAGUCAAAUUCACGCAUGAGUAUGUCAGAGUAUUUUUUACACAAAGUGUCAAAUUAUCGUCACCUGAACCCUCCUCCGUCGGACUUGGAGAUAGUGUACUCAUUGGCGGCACACUUUCCGUCGGCGGUGGAGCUGGAACUGCGGCUCGCCCCGAAACCGACGCUGCGAGACGCUUACCGAGCUCUCCGCCGCAGGGAGGGUGAAUCUGUGGACUUCCUGCCGAAUUACCUGUACGAAAUGUGCGAGGCGUUCCAGCGCGGCUCCCGACCGGAAUCAGCCAGGCGGCCAGACUCUUCACGCUCUACGUCUAAAGCAGAGGCAUAUAAGGUUCAUAAAUGA